Messenger RNA from Pygocentrus nattereri (red-bellied piranha), 2600 nucleotides. It is a transcript of the gene prmt1, whose product is annotated as protein arginine methyltransferase 1. Bases 43 to 1089 code for a protein of 348 amino acids. Gene Ontology annotation, molecular function: protein-arginine N-methyltransferase activity. Lineage: Eukaryota; Metazoa; Chordata; Actinopteri; Characiformes; Serrasalmidae. Gene Ontology annotation, cellular component: nucleus. The transcript is spliced from 10 exons. The record is from RefSeq and is a predicted model, not a curated record.
CGUUCCGCGCUGCAGCCGCUGACUCAAAAAUCUCUCGGCGAAAUGGCGGAGACGACGGACAGAAUGGAGGUGUCACAGGGAGAAAGCUCAGAGAAGCCUGCUGCUGAGGACAUGACAUCCAAGGACUACUACUUUGACUCCUACGCUCACUUUGGCAUUCAUGAGGAGAUGCUUAAGGACGAAGUGCGCACACUCACAUACAGAAACUCAAUGUUCCACAACAAGCAUCUGUUCAAGGAUAAGGUGGUGUUGGAUGUAGGCAGUGGAACAGGCAUCCUGAGUAUGUUUGCGGCCAAGGCUGGUGCCAAGAAAGUCAUCGGCAUUGAGUGUAGCAGCAUAUCAGACUAUGCUGUGAAGAUUGUCAAGGCCAACAAGCUGGAUCAUAUCGUAACCAUUAUCAAGGGCAAGGUGGAGGAGGUGGAGCUUCCGGUGGAGCAUGUAGACAUCAUUAUCUCUGAGUGGAUGGGCUACUGUCUAUUUUAUGAGUCCAUGCUCAACACAGUGAUCUAUGCUAGGGACAAGUGGCUGAAACCCGAUGGGCUCAUCUUCCCUGACAGAGCUACUCUUUACAUCACGGCCAUUGAAGAUCGGCAGUACAAGGAUUACAAAAUCCAUUGGUGGGAGAAUGUCUAUGGGUUUGAUAUGUCCUGCAUUAAGGAAGUGGCCAUUAAGGAGCCUCUGGUGGAUGUUGUUGACCCCAAACAGCUGGUCAGCAGUGCCUGCCUCAUUAAGGAAGUGGAUAUCUACACAGUAAAGAUUGAGGACCUGUCUUUCACCUCACCCUUCUGCCUGCAAGUGAGGAGAAAUGACUAUAUCCAUGCUCUAGUCACCUAUUUCAACAUUGAGUUCACACGCUGCCACAAAAGGACCGGCUUCUCGACCAGUCCAGAGUCUCCUUAUACUCACUGGAAGCAGACUGUGUUUUAUCUUGAUGACUAUCUGACCGUGAAGACGGGAGAGGAGAUCUUUGGCACCAUCAGUAUGAAACCCAACGUCAAGAAUAACAGAGACCUGGACUUCACUGUAGAUAUCGACUUCAAGGGUCAGCUCUGUGAGAUGUCAAAGACAUCAGAGUACAGGAUGCGCUAGAUCCCCUCUAGUAUUAGUGUUUGUGUCUGGGACAACUUUUUGAGGCAGAUCAGUGCAUGUUUGUGUGUGCAUGUGAGUGAUUUCAUUCUUUUUAGAGAUCUGGUCUUAAGCUGUGAAAUAUCACUGGAGAGGGAGAGUUUUCAGCUUUUAUAUCAACCCUUUGAGUUUAUAUACAGUAACUGCACCAGAGGAGACUUGACUUUUUUUUUUUUUUUUUUUUUUUUUUUGUGCAAUAGUCUCAAACAGAUUCACUUUAACCUUGCAUUGAUUUAUUUGGCCACCUAACUUCAAAGUAUUUUCCUGCCCAGUGUGAAAUGAUCAGGCAUAUCUAAGACAUGCACACACAAACAUGCACUGCCUCCCUAUUGCCUGUAAAUAGUGUUCAUGUUCAGUUACUUCGAACUGUUGUGCAGUCAUGAAUCCUGUUACGGUGACGCCUGUCCCAGGCCCCCCCCCCCUUUUUUUUUUAUUUUUUUUAUUUCUUUUACUUUCUAUUCCUGAGAUCCUCCUGUGACCGGUUCAUUGCCCUUCCAUCAGCCAGUCACCAUGGGGAAGGAAGGGGCAGCAAAUGCAAGUCUGUCAUUAUUGUGUAUUUGAAAUUCCAUAUGUCCACAGUCCAGUCUUCAGUGUAAAAACGUCUUGUUAUGAACUCAGUAGUUCAAAGACCUGUCCUGUUUCCACCCUAUUUUGCCUGUGCAAUGUAUCGGAGCAGUUUGCUUGUGUUCAGUAGAGGGUGCCAUAGUAACAUGGUCCAUUUGUAGGGACAUCCUAGUUUUAUUAUUAUUUUUUUUGAUUAAUGCUGGGGCCCCACUAUCACAGUUUUAAACUUUCCCUACACACACACACACACACACACACACACACACACACACACACACACACACACACACACACACCCCUUGAUUCUCAUGUAUUUGGGGGGGUGGACUGCAGUGGUUGGGUGGAGGAUGCAGAGUUUAACCCAGUUUGCUUUUUGCUGGGUUUUUUUUUUUUUUUUUUUUUUUUUUUUGGUAGAGUAAUUUGACUGACCAAAGUAAAUUUCCACCCCAUUAUUGGCUCAUUUGAUUCAUCCUCUGCCUGCCUCUUGUGCUGUGAGCACUUAAACAUGUGGGACUAGUUUAGUGCAGGUCCUGCAUUGUCUUGAAAUGGAGUUGAGAUUCAGGCCCAUGGCAUGUUUAACAUUGGUUUUCCAGAAUGAUCAAGUCUGGUCUUGGUCUUCCUAAUGUUGCUCCUUAUUUUAUGCCUAGGCUUAAUGUGUGUCUGAGGAACCUAUGCUUAAUUUCCUUGAAACAACGUUUUAAACACAUAAGCUUAAUCAAAGACAAAGAUUUCACAUGUUUUGAUGAAUGUCUGUCUAGGACUUGGCUUAACUUGUAUCUAAAUCUCUCCUUGGUGUUAUUGAGGGCAUCAGUCAAAGUCUGGUUGUGUUCAUCACUACUCUGGGGUACAGAUGGGUAGGAGCAUGUCCUAUAGGAUGUGUAACUUUUUUUUUCUUUUUUCUUUUUUUUUUU